Messenger RNA from Bicyclus anynana (squinting bush brown), 1207 nucleotides. Its product is annotated as alpha-tocopherol transfer protein. The transcript is spliced from 7 exons. Gene Ontology annotation, cellular component: membrane. The record is from RefSeq and is a predicted model, not a curated record. Bases 161 to 1090 code for a protein of 309 amino acids. Lineage: Eukaryota; Metazoa; Arthropoda; Insecta; Lepidoptera; Nymphalidae. Gene Ontology annotation, molecular function: phosphatidylinositol bisphosphate binding.
UUUUAAAGAAAAUUCAGCCAAAAGUUUACUGAGAUUCGGUAGUGACAGUCGUGAGUCGCGAAAACAUACAUAUUUUGUUAAUUUCUAAAUUUUAUUUGUGCCUUUAAAAAACUACAUAAACUCAGUUUAAAGAAGCAAUAUUAUUGUCACGAAUAAAACUAUGCAUUUAAGGUGUCAUCCUUUUUAUCAGUGCACUGAGGACGAGAUGUUAGAGAUCCGUAAAGAGGUGGGAUUGAAAGAAAGCAUUCUUCAAGAAGACAUUGAUGCUAUACUGGAUUGGUUUUAUAAAGAACCUCAUUUAGCUGACGCCUUUAUAGAUCGCGAUUACGUUGAAAAUAUGCUGAUAACAACAAGAUGUUCCCGCGAAAAAUGCAAGCGAAAAAUUGAUAACUUCUACCGACACAGGCAUUAUGCGCCAGAAAUAAUUCAACCAAGAAUUAAAGAACUAUCGGAUCCUGAUUACGACCCUUGGCCUUUCUACUGUCAAACAGCCAUACCUAAAUUGUAUAAGGGCAAAAGGAUUUCAGUGUUAAAAUUAACAGAUCCGAAUCCUAGCAAUUUUCAUAGUGAGAUGGUUAUAAAAAAUACAAUACUGCUGGGAGACUUGAGAUUAAAGUACGACUACAUGUUAGGAGAUAUUUGGAUAAUAGACAUACUACAUGCUUCUAUCGGACAUCUGUUACGAAACAACCCGAUGAUGCUGCAAAAAUUUGCACGACUUGCUCAGGAAGGGAUAGGUUUUAAGAUUUAUGAAAUUCAUAUAGUAAACGCUUCGUCGUUUAGUCAGCAUAUGAUAAAUAUUUUUAAACCAUUAGUGAAGCCAAAAAUAAUGGAUCGUGUUAGGUUCCACGAGAGUAUUGAAGACAUUCAGAAAUUUAUUCCAAAGGAGUACUUGCCCAAAGAUUUUGGGGGUGAUCAGCCAUCUUUGGAUGAAUUUAAAGACAUGUAUAAAAAAGAGAUUCAAAAACCGCUCUCAAAGGAUUAUUUAAUAAAAUGCUGCAAGCAAGUUUCAAACGAAGAAAAGAGAACCGGUGAAAAAUACGACGAAGACUAUUUAAUGGGAUCAUUCAAGAAAUUGGACAUAGAUUAAUUUUGUGAACCGGUGUUAGGUGUCAAUGGAGUUUUGACUUUAUAAAAAUAGUUCCAGUUCUUUGUACUUUUUUAAUUUAUUAUUUAAUUUGAAUAAAAGAAGAUGUAGGUACAUGAA